UGAUGCGUCUGAAUUACAUAUGCGUACGAGAGAAAUGUGUGCUGAUAAAAUAAAUUAUUCGUAUAGCCGUUUUCAUUUGUUAAAAGCAUGGUAAUUUUAUUUUAGGUCCUCCCUAAAGCCAUUGUUUGACAUGUAAAAGUAGCAGCCAUGUGUACAAUGAAUGAACAGUUCUACAAAUGCUGGCAAACGGCCUGAAGGAUGCUACCGCCUGGUCCUUUCCUUUCCCUUGCAUUAGACAUACCAGUAUUUAAAAUGUCCUCUCAUGAGGCAUCUAUCUAUUGUCCUUUUCGAGUCUGCCAAUGUUAUUUCCCUGAUUGUGAAUUAUAGACAUAUUUACAAAGUAUUAGGGGGUGUAUCAGUACACUUAAGGCGCUAUACCUUUUUACUGUACAAUUUAGGUAUAGUAAAAUAAAAUUUUGUGAAUGACGGCAGCUGAUUAUAGGGUCGCAGAAGGUGUCGGAUGUCGCUGGACAGCAUGGGAUUUGAUACUAUCCAAGAUAUUGUUUGAUUUUACACAAAAUACACAUUUGUUUUAUUUUAUGCACAGACUACAACCACGCAGCAUAAUGGAAGUAGUAACCUCUAGCUCAUAAGCAGCACUUAAUCCUAAUAGCCUGCUACCGGCCUACUCGUUUAAGCCUGACAGUAAGUCAUUGUAUGCUGCUUGGGGCAGAAACGGUGCUCAAACAGUUCAAUUUAAUGGUAAUAAUUCACGGAUUAGAGCUAGGUGGCAGUGCAUUACUGUAAAGGCUGAAAUGCAGCGAAGGGUUGUAAUGUGUGCAUUUUUGAAUACCACUUCUUUGCCAUAAAUUGCUUAUCGGUGUCACACUGUGACUUACUGUGCUAAACCAUGCAAAUAUCUCACUAUUUUCCCGAUUACUUUUUUCUUAACAGUUGUUUUUGCCUUCCAAUAAGAUUGACAUCCUAGUACAUUUCUUUUAAAACCUACAGUUCACAUUACUUGUUUCGGUGACCAUGCUAACCUAAGCUCAUCGUUUUCCAAUACAUUACAAACCGACUUAAUUGGACAUAUCACAGUAAUGAACCUUACACCCACAAAUCAGUAGCUCCCCCGUUUCUCACCACAUACUAUAGUGACAGCACUGUGGUACCCCCAAACAAUAACUGGUGUUUGCGAGAUGAAAUCAAAGAAUGAAAUAUCAGCACUGCAUUGUUUAUAAAUGGCAUUAAAGGUAAAAACGCACGAUGAUUUCCAUAUGUUCGGUGCUAUGAAGAUUUAUAAAAAAUAUGUGUGAUUCAAUUUUAACAAAUUUUCUCCCCAAAGAAACAUAUUUGUCGUACCCUUAAUCCGAGAAUUAACAAUUAAACACACGUACAGAAAUGCCCACAUGCAAACAACUUCCAUCAGAUAACUCUACAAUUUGUUCAAAGCCUUGCGUCUUUUGUGAGCCAAGUUAACAACUUGUUUAAAGCUUCUUGCCAGUGUGUGUUUGUACACUAGUGAGUAAAUGUGUUACUUUGAUUCCUCACAUUGCAAUUAAAAUUUGAAGCUGUUUUCCUUCUCCACCAUACUUAAUGGAUGAUGGGGAAACGUGUCACAGUUGAACGCGUCUUUGUCACACCGAUGCAGCUAAUCUUUCAAUAAUACUGCCACUGGAAUGCUCCCACAUCUCGAAGAUGCUGUGCCCACAGAAGCUGUCACAAGCAGGACUAGGGAUGAGAGUGCAAAGACUUCAUGAAGGCUAGUUCCAUUUCUUCAUCCUCACGCCAGGACCAUGUUCACUGCUAAAGCUCUAGCCAUCUCUGUCGUUUGCAGUUACCGUGCAUAGCCCUUCCGCUCUGGAUUAUCAACGGAUAAUGAGGAUGUGAGAGACCAAGACUGAUAAGUGCUCAGCGAGCUUGACGACAAACACAAGGAGGUGUAGCUGCUGCCUGCAAAGCCCAUUCCCCUUCUUCAGCAUCUGUUUCGGUAGCGUGCAAUGCUGGUGGGCGUUGUUCUUGGAACUGGCCGUCCACGUGCUGUAUACAGUACAAUGUACAACAGUUACCUCCCACUGGGAAGAAUGAAGUACUGGCUCUGGACAUGGAACGCUGCCCAAUCCAAUACUCAGGCUCAACAGUGCUGUCAGGCUUUGCUGUCUUAGGCUCGGAAACCUUCUGGAUGUUUGAACAGGCACAGUUACCAUCCAUGCUACAUGCCCUCUUUUCAUCUUACAGUUUGCAUGCCUCAGGAUUAGUAGUGGGGGCUACGUCUCAUCUCUGUCUAUCCCGCUAUCGACCUGCGCAACUCUAGUUUGUUCUAAGACUGUUUGCCUGGUGUCUUGCUUGUAACAUAUGUGAAAUGGAUUGACUACAAUUUGACUCGAACGGUUCCAGUUAGGAUACUGCAUCGGCUUGUGCAUCUUUGUAUCUUUUCUCCGAGUCUAUCUUCUUUAAUAGAAGAAGAUGCAUCUGCGAAACGGAUGCAUUCACGAAAAGGGGACAUUUACAAUUCCAGGCUGAUAUGACAACAGAGUUUCAGUCUAAAAUAUUUUGUAAAUGUGGAAACUAUAAACUCAUACUUUCUUAUAGUUUUGUGUGUCUUAUUCUCUAUCUGCAUACUCUUCUUUGCCAGACCUCUGGUUCUCCUUUAUGUUUAAGCACAACAGUAAGUUACUUUUGCAAAGUAUGUGCACGUACACCCUGUGCACAGUGAAGAAGAACUCCAUACCAGACAUUAAGUUUUUUUUGGGGAGGCAAACCUCAGUACCUGAUAUGCACUCACUGACCUUUUGGCAUGCACCUCUGACUAAUAUUCCUCCUGUACCCGUAAAUAAAUAGUUACUACUGAACUUUAUUCUAGCAUUAACAUUUCUAAUGGAAGUGUUGCUACUGGCACAGCUUUAAUCCGUGUUACAAAGUUUCCUGGGUGAAGGUAGCACUUCUGCUUUGAAGCCUCAAGUAACCAAAAAAAAAAAAAGGGUUGCAAUUCUACUUGGCAUCCUGGAAUAGUGGAUAAAAAGACAAGCCCGCAGUCACUACAAUGAAACGAAAGCAGAAGAGAUUUUUACAAAUGGCAUUAUUAUUUACCGUGGCCCUCAUUUUCCUGCCAAAUAUUGGUCUUUGGUCAUUGUAUAAAGAACGGCACCUGAAAUCAGAAACAUCGGAUCAGACACAACAGGAAGACAGAGAAUGUGGACCUACCUCACUAACAAAGAAUGUAUGUCAGGAGGGUUUUCCUAUGAGUGACAGCCAGCUUAAUUCUUGGACUGAUGGGCUAAAGAGAAAAGACUGGCAUGAUUAUGAAACAAUGCAGAAGGAUGCCUUACGCUCAGGGAAAGGAGAGCAUGGUAAGCCUUAUCCUCUUACAGAGGAAGAGCAAGACGACCUGGCUUAUAGAGAGAAUGGCUUCAAUAUCUACGUCAGUAACCAUAUAGCCUUAGAUCGAUCAUUACCAGACAUCCGACAUCCAAAUUGUAAGCACAAAUUAUACCUGGAACAUCUACCAAACACAAGCAUCAUAAUUCCUUUUCACAAUGAAGGCUGGUCCUCUUUGCUCCGGACAAUACACAGCAUCACUAAACGCACACCAGACAGACUGAUAGCAGAAAUCAUUCUAGUGGACGACUUCAGUGACAGAGGUAAUUCUGUUGUCAGUUCCUUGGAAAAAUAG
Molecule: messenger RNA, 3613 nt
Organism: Protopterus annectens (West African lungfish)
Lineage: Eukaryota; Metazoa; Chordata; Ceratodontiformes; Protopteridae
Product: polypeptide N-acetylgalactosaminyltransferase-like 6
Exons: 5
Coding region: 2984-3613 (209 amino acids)
Cellular component (GO): Golgi apparatus
Source: RefSeq, a predicted model, not a curated record